Molecule: messenger RNA, 1673 nt
Organism: Saccostrea cuccullata (small rock oyster)
Lineage: Eukaryota; Metazoa; Mollusca; Bivalvia; Ostreida; Ostreidae
Product: atrial natriuretic peptide receptor 2-like
Exons: 12
Biological process (GO): receptor guanylyl cyclase signaling pathway; cGMP biosynthetic process; protein phosphorylation
Cellular component (GO): plasma membrane
Molecular function (GO): peptide receptor activity; guanylate cyclase activity; ATP binding
Source: RefSeq, a predicted model, not a curated record
CUCAGUAGAAGUACGUUUUCGUUGCGGGACCGGGACUGCAGUAGCGAGGGGACGGGCGUACUGAACUACACACAGACAGCGGAGUACAACGGUCAGACAGUGGCCCUCAAAUCCAGUCAGCUGUCCGGUGUUCAGCUGAACAUGACUGAUCUCGUGGAACUUAAGGCUAUGCGGGAAUUUUUACAUGCCAACGUGAAUCCCUUUAUCGGAGCUUGCAUCGAUCCUCCAAAUAUUUGCUGUCUCUUUCAGUAUGGUACCAAGGGAAGCCUUCAGGAUGUUUUGGAAAAUGAUGAUAUCAAGUUGGAAUGGACUUUCAAAGUGACAAUUCUUAAAGACAUAGCUUUGGGAAUGAAGUACCUCCACUCAUCGGUCCUGAAAUCCCACGGUCGACUGAAAAGUUCUAACUGUAUCAUCGACAACAGAUGGACCGUGAAGGUCACGGACUACGGGGUGUCUGCCUUCUUCAGGCAAGAGGGGGUCACAAACAUCAAAACGAUGGAAGAUUUCAAAGAUUUGUUAUGGACUUCUCCUGAAAUAUUGAGGUCUGAUAACAAUUUUCCCAGGAAUGGAACAAGCGCCAGCGAUGUAUAUAGCUAUGGUAUCAUCAUGCAUGAAACUUUCUACCGAAACGGACCGUUUCCUGUAGCAGGAAAGACACCGAGGGAUAUAAUAAAAGCAAUACACGGUGGAAAUUCGUGUAAACCAGAAACUUACCAAUCAGAAGUCAUCAAACCAGAAAUGUUGGAUUUAAUGGAGCUAUGCUGGGCCGAUGAUUGGCGAAAGAGACCAGACUUUGCUGGCAUAAUUAAACUCAUCAAGGAAAAUAACGCCGAGGCGAGCGUUAGUAUAAUAGACUCCAUGAUAAACAUGCUGGAGACCUAUGCCAACAACCUAGAAGACUUAGUGGAAGAGAGGACAGUCUCACUGAACGAAGAGAAAGAGAAGACAGACCGCCUGCUGUACCGCAUGUUACCGAAGUCUGUGGCAGAUAGACUGAAAAGAGGAGAAUUCGUUGUCCCUGAAGCCUACGAAGCAGUCACUGUUUUCUUUUCCGACAUCGUAGGGUUUACCACCAUUGCAGCUCAGAUCACGCCGCUAGAUGUUGUUGAUUUCCUCAACGAGAUCUAUACGUUAUUCGAUGACAUAAUUUCAAAAUAUGAUGUGUAUAAGGUUGAAACAAUUGGUGAUUCUUAUAUGGUGGUCAGUGGCCUACCGGAGCGGAAUGGAAAUGCUCAUAGUGGCGAGAUAGCUAACAUGUCUUUAGCCAUAUUGGGACAACUCAAGCAGUUCAAGUUAAAGGCUAUUCCAGAACAGAAAGUAAUGGUUAGGAUAGGUCUGCACACUGGACCGGUCUGCGCAGGAGUGGUGGGGUUGAUCAUGCCGAGGUACUGUUUGUUUGGUGACACAGUGAACACGGCCUCCAGAAUGGAAUCUAAUGGAGAAGGUGGCAAAAUUCACAUCACAGCUAUGACAAGAAAUGCAUUACUUAAUCUGGGAGGACAUGAGAUCACAGAUAGAGGGAAUGUCUUUAUAAAGGGUAAAGGACAUAUGGACACUUACUGGUUGGUUAACAAAACAGAAACUAGCUUACAGUCCUUACAAUCGGAAACAAAAGUGUGACAAUUGUUAUUUUGUAGACUGGACACUAUGGAUUGGCUAGAGAAUAAGUCUAA